This is a messenger RNA of Botrytis cinerea B05.10, 1575 nucleotides long. RefSeq lists its product as hypothetical. Lineage: Eukaryota; Fungi; Ascomycota; Leotiomycetes; Helotiales; Sclerotiniaceae. The coding region runs from base 128 to 1375 and encodes 415 amino acids. The transcript has 4 exons. The record is from RefSeq and is a predicted model, not a curated record.
GGAAAAUAGAAGGGGAACUUGGGCUUGCUUGGAUUAUGAAAAGGGUUCUUCUCCCCAUAUUUUGUGUCAUAUUGCCAAUGUUGACAUCUCACCCUGGCUCGUCAAAUGCAAUUUACUUUUGCUGGUGAUGUCUUCAGGUGAUGAACUAAAUGAUUCAAGAGUACAUUUACUACUCAUAGGAACGAUAGUUCCAACAGUUUUGGGUACGGUGUUUGUGGCUGGACGUCUCUAUACUCGGGGAGUCAUCACUAGAAACUGGGGAUGGGAUGAUUUUUGUAUUGUUAUAGCAUGGUUCCUUACCGUAUGUGUUGCAGUCACGAAUGCACUCUUCUGCAACUAUGGCGGCGGCCGUCACGUUGAACUUCAGACCCCAUCGGACCUAAAACCCUUCUUCAUCCUCGCCUUCGCAUCUCGAAUCCUGUACCAAGUAUCUCUCAUGAUGGUAAGAGUUGCCAUCUGUCUGGUCUAUUCUCGAAUCUUCCAAGAUAGACUGAGUAAAAUCAUCGUAUACAGUCUAUUGGCUUUCCAAAUCGUAUCGACGAUUCCUCUUACGUUGAUUGUGGUUUUUCAAUGCGAUCCAAUCGCUUCGCAGUGGGACUUCAGCAUAGAACAGGUUCAUUGCAUUGAUACCUUGCCGGGAAUCAUUACUUUUACCGCUUGUAGUAUUUUCAGUGAUGUGGCGCUUAUUGUUUUCGUCGUACCGAGAGUUUUACCCCUCAAAAUCAAUAAACGUCAAAAGGCAACACUAGUUGCGAUCGUCAGUUUUGGUGUCCUCGUCAUCAUCGCUUCCAUCAUUCGCUUCGUUCGCUCUAAACCUAUUUUCUCGGAGAAAGAUUAUACGUGGGACCUAUGGGAAAUUACAACGUGGUCGAGUAUUGAACUCAAUACUGCAUUAUUCUGUGUUAGUGCUCCGUGUUUGAGACCGCUAGUCAGGAAACUGGUACCCGAUAUCACGUGGUUGAAGAGUGCGGUGACUGCGAGUAGGAGUCAGGCUACCUCAGCUGGAGGGAGAAGAAAGAGCUCGGCUAUGGGUUUGCAUGGGAAUAAUGCGAAUGGAGUAAUGGGGGGAGAAGAGAUUGCCCAGAAUGAUUUUAGAAUGGCCUCGAGAUUCACAGUGGGUGGAUCAUUAAGUUCUCUCAAUAAUUCUCGACCUGGAAUGGGGAGGAAAGAGAGGAGCAGAGGGAGAAGUAGGGAGGAAUGGGAAAUGAGUGUGAUGGGUUCGCGAAAGGGAUCGAGAGCUAUAGUAGAUGAGGAGGAUUGGAUUGGUCUUGUUGACGAGAGGAUAGAGGAAGAUGAGAGGAUUAAGGAUGGAAUGCAGGGUUUGAGCGAUCUGGUUGUGGGGGUUAGGACGGAGAUCGCUGCGAAAGGAUAUUAGUUUUUUGGGGCGAUUUAAAUGGCGCAAUUGUGAAUAAAUGAAUGGGCGGCUAGGUGCCAGGGGACUUCGUGGAACUCGAAGCAAGGCGUUUAUCAUAUGUACCGACUAUACCACUUUUUUUUUUGGAAACGGAAAGGACGAAAAAGGGAAAGCAGGGGGGCGGGCAAGAAAUAGUCCGAAGAGAAGAUAUGCAUAAUUAA